Amoebophrya sp. A25 is the source of this 9393-nucleotide messenger RNA. The record is from the annotation of a GenBank genome assembly. NCBI's taxonomy places the organism in Eukaryota, Dinophyceae, Syndiniales, Amoebophryaceae.
AAGACCACUUAGGAAAAACGAAAACUCGAUUCUUUCAUAAUAUGAAAUAAAAUUGAUAACUCAAUAAAUCUUGUAUUAAAGCAGUAUAUUUCAUACUGAAAGUAACUGCCGUCUCUCAAAAAAUUGCAUAGUAAGUCAUCUUACAUACGUAAAAAAAUUAAUAUCUCGAAAAAAUUUUCCAAUUGUUGUGUCAACGUAAUAAAUCGUUCACUCAAGAACAUUCAACAAGAAGGUCUUGCAUCUAGAUCGAGUGGUAGCGAUCGUUACAUAAAGAAUAAGAGCACUAGCAGCAUUUCCACACAAUUUUGGUUGUAUAGCAAAGGAUUAGAGGAUAUAUAGAAUUAGAGUUUGUUCUUGGUGUUUCUCAAGAAUUUCUUGUUUGUCUUGGUCGUAAGUCUUCGCGUUUAAUAACUACUACAAAAGAGAAGUUCGCUGUAAUCCAGAAACUCUUUUCAUCUUGUUUUUUAUCACUACGUAGUUAGUCUACUUUCAAAGAAGGAAUAAAGUUGUAAUCUCUUCAAACAUCUUCAAAUAAGAAGAACUCACCGGCGUCGUCGAUCUCGCAGAAGACAAGCAGGUAAGCCCCGAACUACGAAUACUUAGAAGUUGUAAAAAUUAUAAGGCUGCAUCAUCUUCAACCUCAUCUCGCGUUCCAUCCAGACAGGAACAAGACAGCGGCAAAAUGGAAGGCGGCAUCUUCGUCAACUUGCCGAACGGGCAGCCCUUUUAAGGCUGGAGUUGACCACUGACAUUUAAUUUCUUUGCUACUGUUAGUUUUUGUGUCUCAUCUUGUUCGACGAACAAGAUUCUUACUUUCGUUAUAUUCUCUUUAUCAUUUUUGGCUUAUGUUAUUUAUUUUGCAAGGAAGUGGCACUCUCUCUUCAAAGUAGAGCGUGUAGAGCUAUAUACAAUGAAUACUGAACGAAUUAUCAACUCUACAAAGUCAAUUUAUGAGAAAGUCUAAUGCCUGUCCGUGACUUCUGCAGAAAUGGAUAUCAUGCAGAGCGCCUUGGAGAGCCUCUAUCGCGAUCAGAUUUUUUAUGGUUAAAGUUUUUCGAUUUUUUUAACUCUUUGAAUAAAAAGCAGCAGGCUUUAUUUUUCUUUUCGAAGUGCGUUCUUGCGCAUCUCGGCUUAGCUUCUUGGCACUAUGCUACUGCUAGCUGGACUUCAAGACGCUUACUCUUUCCGGCGCUAGCUCAUGACCACAAAAAAAUAACUAUCACUGGCUCCAACUAAAUCACACUCUUUUCGACUCUUUUCGACUAUGUAGGGCCCUAUCUUCCCAUACAAAUGCAAACUGAAGAAGUAGCAGGAAAGAAGUGCCCAUGCUAAUUAGAUAGAAAGAUCAGCUACCUCAAGAAUGGGCACACUACUACCACUACUACUCUCUUCCCAUACAAACAAGCUUAUCUCUACUUUCUCUUCCUUCAUACUUUUCCGGACGAAAAAACGGUGAAAGCCCGCCUCAAAACUUUCAACGUUGGAAUGAUGAUCGAGGCCCAUUUCGUGGAGAUUUAUAAGAUCCAACCGGCUUACCUUGUGGCCGCGGAUGCCAAUGGAACAAUCUGCAUCCAGUUCAAAAAUGGCUAUCGAGGUACUCACUUUUUUUUUCUUGGUUUACUUUUUAGUUUGUUCUUUGUUUGGUACCAGCCACCAAAGCAUGAAUAAAUUGAAAAGUAGCCGCUACUUUUCAAUUUAUUCAGAUUGUUGUCUUCAUUUCGUAUUCUUCCUUAUUAGGCAUCACGGUAUCGGCAUCUUCGUAGCACUGCUCGUCUGCAAGGUCUAUCAAUCAGUUAAGAAAUCAAUCAGCCUCGAUUUUUCAUCUUCAUCUUUUCGUCUCCAAUAAUUUCAUCAGGCUUCGAGGGUUGGGUGGACCCCUGUAACAACAGCAAUCCAUACCCCCACGCCAUGUGGCAGAAGUUUGAAGAAUAUCUUCGCGAAAUGAUGGACGACAUUCACACAAAGCAAGGGCUUAAGACGGUGACCUUUCAUCGCGGACGCUAUGGGAUGGCUCAGGAUUUGUACUAAUAUUUCAUUCUUCCCAUUCUCACUUAUUGCAAUAUUAUUCAUCUUGAUCUUGUACAAACCUACUCCCUUGCACUGUCAACAUCACUCAGUCACAAGGACAUAGUUCAGCCCACCACUCCUUAUCUCAGAUAUGGUCGGCGAUUGCCGUUUUUUCAGGGAUAUUCUCUAGGCAAGGUGUGCCACAUCGUUGAAUUGGCAAUCCAGAGGGACCUUCUCCACUACGAAAACAAUCUGCUGCUUCCUGCUCAAGCAUGUGGAAAGUACCACAAUGGUACUAGUAAUUAUCUACGAAGAAUCUUCACCAAUUGAUUGAAAUUGAUGCUCGCGCUUGCUUGGUGGCGGUAGUUGGAUUGUAGUGCUGUUACAAAUGAUUAUACCUGGUUGUAUUAGAGCAGCAAAGUACUUCUGACUCUAAAUCCUAUGUUCCGCGUUCCUCGUGGCGUCGACUCGUGUCCGUUCAAAAUCAAAUCCUGCUAGAGUAGUAUCUAACUCUACAACUUUUCAAGAUUUUUAGUCCUAACAACCGAACGGACCAUCUUCAGCCAUCUACGGAGUCCCGACUGCUUCUUCGGCUAAUGCCAAGCAUCAAGAGCAGGGCUACGUGAAGGAUAUGAACGAACUCAAGGCUAUUUUGUCGGAUUUGCUUCGGUAUCUAUUAUUUGACUUGUUUUAUCUUUAUUCUUCUAGGAUAGCAUAGUCCUUGUUUGAGUAGGUCACCUGAGUGGCCUUCGAGCGCCGUCUUCUAGCAGGAGUAGAAGCUUUAUUACUUCUAUGCAAAAAGAUGUUUUCUUAUAUAUUACAGCAGCUCUAUCAUUUUUGACUUUUUGAUCUCAAUCAACAACUUUCAGCUUUCAGAUUUUAUUGGAUCUAUCUCAACUCACCCCCAAUGUUCCUCAUCACAGCAAAUAUCCGGAUGGAUUCAAUUUGUCUACUCUCAAGACGAAGAUUAAAGGCUGGCACGGAAAACGAUUGUCGGAGACCGUCUUUCACGAGACCAAGUUGCUGACAUUGGUACAGAUGCCACCGCUGGACAACAUCGUCAAGAUUGUCAAUUAUGGAAAUACUUUUGGUUUGUCUCCUGCAGUGAAGACUGCGGUACUUACACGACUUAGUGUAGUUCUAGAGUAUAAGUGAAAAUAGUCUUAAGGGAAGUCAGAGCUGUAAGGUUCUAUCAUUUGGCUUCGCAGUGUGAGCUUAAAAAUCGUACCGCUCUGGAGUUGCAGUCAGAAUUUUACCGGCGCUAUCGUCUUCUUUUUCAUCCUCACCCUACUACUCCCAUUCUAAUUCUCAUUGCAAGGAAAUUGCGGAUACCUCUGUCAACCCGCUACCGAGUUGAUGGCGCAGAUCGUGGCAGAUCGCAAUAACGCCAGAAAAACCCAGCAGCAGCACUAUGGUUAUGGCCUAUAUUUUUUGCGAAAGUCCUCAGUGGGUAUCUUUUUCUAUAAGGUCAUCAUCUAUGUAUUUAUUGGGUGGAGUGAAAUGACACCAACAAAGCAAACUUUUCAGGAAUGAAGUCACUGCCUCAAGAAUGUCAUUGUUAAAAAAUGUUGCCAAGUAUUGUAAGAGACAGUAACCCACAAUAUCACGCUGACUUUGAUCUUAGUUGCCUUGUUUCUUCUCUUUCUCCCCUUCUCUUCCUCUCUAAUCUCCUCAAGGACAUCAUCUUCAAGCUGAUUAUUAUUAUGGCGGCGGCCGUGCCCAUCAGCACAACCACUCUACUCGUGGAAGCUACAGCAACGCUCAGCAGCACUAUUUAAGGCUUGAGCAAAUCCAUCCCAUCUUCCCACCCCAGCAUCAUCUUAAUUCUUCCAUCCUGUUUAGAGAGAAAACAGGAGGCAGAGCAUCAUCUUAAUUCUUCCAUCCUGUUAGUUUAGAGAGAAAACAGGAGGCAGAUGGAUUUUUGCAAGAUGGAUGGCCUUUGCAAGGUUUAAAGUAUGCCCCUCAUCAGCAGUACAACUACGGAGGACACGGACACCCUCAAUACGUAGUCUGUGGUCAUCAGGGUGGACAUGGUGGGUACAACCGAGCUCAUCAACGAAACAACGACUAAGGCUUCCCGUAAUUCCUGAUCUUAAGAGGCAUCUUCGCCACGUCUUCAAGGGGAAAACGCGUCAAAGAUGACUUUCAAGAUGAAUUUAGGCAAGUUCUUCUAAAACAACUACAAUAAGGGCGGCCACAAUGGAGGCUACAACACGCAUCGCAAUGCCCCACCUACUGCAGCCAAAAAGAGCCACUACCAAACUCCUCGUCGUGCUAACCCUUCCACUCUUGGAGGAGCAACCUCUGUACUUUUAUGCUUUUAGCUUUUGAUUCGAUUUUCUCUUCAAUAAAAAAAAUUUGUACAAUGUCGCGAUGGAUCAUCGUGAAAAAUGCUGAUCAAGUAGGUAUGACGUCUUGCUUGUGGCGAUCAUUUGUGGCACAGAAGAACAGAGGACUUAUUCUUGUCCAAGCAUAUUAGAUCCUGAUCAUAUGAGUUUGAAGUAGCCUCCCGUCAACAAAGCUAUUCCAGACUGGACCUUCUUUAACCUGUAGCGGGAGAACUUUGUUGAGACUACUGUCUGUGAUAACCCUAAACCCUAAACCCAACCCUAUAUCCAUCUCGACUCCUAUUCUUCAGUCGUCGCCGCAUCGUAGUCCCAGUCAAAUGUUGGCUCCUAGUAAUCCACCUAUGCUGUCGUUGUCGACCACUCCGAUUCCGUAUGAUGCGGCAGCCAGCUACUAUCCCAGUCAACCUCUCAACUACAAUUGGUUGGGACCUAAGGUAGUAGGUUGCUCCAGCUUUAUCCCUUCUUAUUUCGUUAUAUGAGGUUCAAUUUCGUCAUUUUUGGUACUUGUGGGAGAGAAAAUGAAUCACAUGAUUUGAGUGAUAGAGUAGAUCAUGGACAGAGUAACUUAUAACGUUUGCCAGCUCGCAUGGUGCAUGGAUUGCAUGGAGCGCAGAUCUCUAAGGGACGCAAGAAGCGCCCCCUUUAGCUCCAUGCAGCUCCAUGGGAUUCCGGUACUUGUGCUCAUUGGAUCCAUCUGCUCAUCUCCAUCUUCUCUAGUAUCAAUUCUCUCCCCUCUCUCUUUUCUCUCAGUCUGCUGGAGGGGGAAAUAUCUGGUCACCGGCUCCGGUGCUGUCUCUGCCAUCCUCCGGGUAGACGCAGCGCGUCGUGUGGGCAGUUUGGAUGGGGGAUCGGAAAAAGCUAGUAAAGUGGAAAACUAUGUUGAGGAGGAUGCUCAGAUAUUGAGCAGGGUGAGGCAAGGGGUUAUGGGAGGGCGUGCAAACGAGGGGAAAGACAAAGAAACUGAAAUAUCGAGGGUUGGUAAGAGGUAUUUCUAGUUUGAAAACGAGAGGAUAUUAGGGUGGGUUAUCCAUGCUUCUUCUAGUUUUCGUUUAAGUACAACAAGUUCAAGUUGUUCGUAUUAAAAUAGGACUAGUUUGGUAGAUAUAUUGGAUGCUCGAAAUGAAGGAGUGUAGGCCGAGCGUGCAGAAGCUGCCAGCUUUUUCCAUGAAUAAAGUUGCCCUAAUUAAUCCGUUCAGAAUAUUUAGGAUAAAUUGUUCUCUAAUAUGUAUCGUAGUCCGUCACAUCUACUUCGUACUUCCUUUCAGGUAGAUUCUACCUAGAAGCAGAGGGGAAGGACAAAGCUUCAUAUUCGUGUCUUAAUUCUUCAAAUAAAUACUAAACGUGUGGUUGAUCAACAUCGAUCGUUCGACAUAGUAUCUUUUUACUUUCGCAGUUCUUGUUAGAAGCUCUCACCAAUGUUGUACAUUUCUCGGUUCUUGUUGGAAGGGACGACUGAUAUAAGUACGUAGAAAGUAGAUAUUAAUGAUUGACUCAUCAACACGAUGGCGUCACCUUCUGGUUCUUAAUGAUAGAAGUAGUCUUAAACUUAAACAAACAUGUUCGUCUGAAACUCAAUAAUUGAAGCCGUCGACGUUGAGUCCUAGGGUAACCAUACACAUGGAAAUCCAGGACACUCACUACGUGGUCUAAGAUCUUAAGAUACUUUGGCAUUUAGUCGGGGAGCCAGACGGCGUUCGGUCAUGUCGACGAUAUCAUUAUCAACUUCUGACCACUCCGCAACCAUAUCCAACAAAACUUGGAUGAAGCUCUGAGGAUAUGAAUCAUAGCAGGCAAAAAGCAGGCCUCCUAAGGUGUCCUUGCUCUACUAAGGGUCUAUUUUUGGUACUGAAAAUAUUCUUGUUUCGAAUAGAGGUGGUACUUGCUAGUGAGUACUAGCCAGUAAUACGUGCUCACUAGUAGUAGUUUAAAUGAUUCGAGGAAGUAUUUGAAGAUGCACUAGUGCUAUCAAACCAAGUAUUCCAUGAAACUUUUCUCGUAGGAACUUACCUACCACAGGCGCGUACCGAAAGAGUAUCUUAUUUGAGGUACCUAGGUACUCGUCACGUAGCUGACAGAUGAAGGUUGGCGCUACUUCUCGAAGUGUUGGUCGUGAUGGAUGUAAGAGCAGUUACAUGAACAAGAACAUUAUUCACUAGCGGCGCUUGCGAGCGCGGCACGCGUGAUGCGGUAGGGUCGCGCGGCGCGAACAUAAUAAUAAUAAUAAUAAUCUAACUACUUCUUACUAGAGAGACAACAAGCUAAGCGAGCCGACUAUCAUAGAUCUCAUCUUCUGAAAUGCAAAGGGCGGAAAUAGUGAGGGUGCCAAAAAAAGGAAAAGGAGAAGGAAAAAAGGAGGAGAAGAUGGAGGGGGAAAAAGAAAGUGCAAAGCAACAAACUAAUUAAAGUGUCUUACAUACCCCACGAUUGGGUACACUACUACUACUACUACUACUAGUACUAAAUAUAAUGAGGUGAACGACGACAGGCAAAGGGGACAAUAGAACGCAAACUAGUACGCUGGAUGAUUGGUCAUAUACAGGUAUGCAAGUCUUAAUAUUUCGUAGUUACGUGUUCGUGUAAAUUGCACACCCUUACGAGUUACGACGGACUACGUCGAAGCAAUGAAGACCGACGAACAAGAUGCACAUAUCAAGUUAAUAUAGCCUAAGCGAAGACACUGCCGACGCUAGUAUCGUCUCGGGAAGGUGGAAGUGAAAUGCAAGAUAACUAAGUCUAAGGAGGGUAAUACUAAUAUAAGAUAGGUAAGCAGGUAAGGCAUAAAAGAUAGUGCGGUGAGGUUAGCGUUAUAUCCGCAUUUUCGUGUGUCUGUGUCUAGUUUCUGAGAUUGUUUUCCCCCUUUUUUUGCUGAAACGAAGGUGCAAUUUGAGUUUGUUUCGAUCGUUCAUUCUUGUCCGAAUGAUUCGAUCCAGGAAGUCCUCAUUCAAGGUACGUACGUAAAAGUAACAGAUGACUGUGAUUCGGCUUGUUGACGCAGGACCUGCAUGUGCGCGAGCAGAUAAACCGGUGAUCCAUUUUUAUUACCUUUUCAUCAGACUAGAAAAUGGCUUCGGUUUAUCUAAUAAUGGCUCCACUAGAACUAGAUAAGAUAGACCUCCAUAAGUACCAGAGGACCUCGACUACAACCAUAACAUGGUUUUGAUAUUUGGGCAUCCAAUUUCUUAUUUCUAGAUAUGAAAGCUAAAGUAGCUGUCUUCACAAAGAAAGGAGAUAUGUAAUCAAAGGCUGUCUUACUACCUUCAAGUUUGUUAGGAGCUUCGAUCAAGGUGUACUUCUUGAACUACCUUUUGCGUCUUUUGUUGUCAAAACUUAUCUCUCCAACAGGAACAGGUAAAUAAGGAGACGAGGGGGAAGUGCCGGAAGAGCAGGGGAGGGGAUGAAAGACGGGAGAGGCAGGGGAGAUGAGAACAAGAAGAGAGGGGCGCCAGAAGCGAAAGGGCCUGAGGGAUGGGAGGGUGGAGGAACCAAGAAAAAGGCGAGCGCGGACAAAACUAAACACGCGAAAAAGGCAAGCAACGACAGCAGAGACACGCAAGCGGCACGCCGGUCGCAGAUCUCAAGACGAUAAUCUACUUGCGCCGCGCUGCCCUUGCAAAAAUUUGGGGGGGGAGGCGGGGGGGCGGUCUCAAGGACGCGGCAAAGCUCUCCUGGCCGGCACAUUCGAACAAGGGAAGGCCACAAGCGGCCGCACCUCUAGGAUUUUGACAACGAAGAGCAGAGGCCCGCCCCCUCGCUCUGAGAUCGACAGCGCGCGGCCGUUCACGAUGGUUGGAAUGCCACACGCAGCGAAGCCACCGCCGAGCGACUGACAGGCCCCAAGCGUGCGCACUUCCUCCAUCGCUUGGGGCGCGUCCUCCUUGCUGGCGCUUGGGUCUUGGUGGAGGAGCGACUGAGACAGCAAAGACCACACGGCGCAACAACUUGCACCAGCGGCCGCAUACCAGCGCCGCCGAGCGGUGCUCGCCUUUGUCUCCUUGCCGCCUCAGGCUGGUCGCCCCCGGCCAGGGAUGGUAGCUGCGCUGAGCCCCCCGGGGGCACUCAGUCGCCAGUGAAUACGGGCGCCCAGUCGCUUCCCUUGGCACUGCCGCCCCGCCUUCAAGGCACAACCGUGGCAAGCCUGCCGGGGCACCAAGGAAGAUGCCGAAACAAAAGGCCCCCCAUCCAAGCGUGCGCCUUCCCUCGAGAGGAUUUCCCGUCUCCUGACUAUCACCAGGUAGGCGCCUCACAUUCGCAACCUUUGGCAUAAAAAUUAUCGCGGCUGCGACUUGGUUCAGGGUGGCAGAAAAAAAUUCCACCCCGGACCGGUUUGGGUGGGGGAUAAGAUAAACUAGCAAAAACCUGGACCAGGGUGGGAUAGAAGCCAAAUCAAGGGAAAAAUUUGCCAGCGUUCCACCCUGAACCAGAGCGGGAGCCAGCCUGAACCAGAUCCACCCUCAGGCGCUGCAUGUAUAAAAAGGACAAGUCUAAUAAACUGUGCGCGACCCCAGAUGGAAGCGACACAAUGUCAAGAAAGAUGUCAGAAAGAAGAUGUGAAGCGGAUGCAUUGUGCCUCGGUCGUCGUCAGAAGGUGAAAGAUGCAAAUGGACAUCGGUCGUAAUUAAUGGCACGACUUUUGUAGUCAUCGCCUCGGCUAUUGUCGCUGACUUUCGUAGUCACCCAUGAACCAUCAUCCUCGGAGGCGAGCAGCAGGUGCCUGUGGGGCUCGUUGUGAAGGGCCUGCAACCUAACCACUAACCUCUAACCGAUAGAUAUCUUUUCAGACUUUUUUCGUUGCUUUUGCUUUUGUGUGUCUUGUUCAUCUAGUAUCAUUGAUUUCUUCGCGAUCUUGAUUGACGUCAAUGCGAAUGAAUUUCUAAUUUCUAGAUUGAAAAACGUCUUGAAGAUUUGUUCAAUUUCGUUCAUAUUCUUAUAAAAGAAAUCUGAACCAUGAAACAAGAUGUUGACUGACGACACCUCUCAUACGUAACCAUUGAUUUUCUUGGAGCGUCAGCAUGUCAGCAAGCUCUGGCAUCCUCUUGAC